AUGCGGCAUCCGACCGCGGUGCGCGAGUCGGUAGCAAAGAUAGUUGCGGACAAAUACAAGCCCGCGACCGAUGACCCCAUGUGUGUCGAGCUUCUCCCUUCGGAGCCGGUAAAAACAAUCAAGGACAAUAUACCGCCGCCAGGCUACGUUGAGCAGCGAAGACCGACUGUGCUGAGCACGCUGCGAGUGUACCGCCAGCUAUCCAAAUUAAGACUGACAUUUCUUGUUGUACUCACGGGUAUGAUGGGAUACGUUCUUUGUCCUGCAUCAUGUGCGGCAGCAACGACGAUCCCUCCCGUCGUACGGCUGCUGGCACUCGCCAGCGGGAUUGCACUCUGUUCCACCUCGGCAAACACACUUAAUCAAAUUUUCGAGGCACCGUAUGAUGCACAGAUGGCGCGAACCAAGGCGCGGCCAUUGCCGCGGCGGGCCGUAUCGCCGGGGCACGCUUACGGCUUUGCACUUGCCAGCGGUCUUAGCGGCGUCACAAUCCUCGUAACGCUAAUCAAUCCACUCACUGCGGCGCUGGGUGCACUCAAUAUCGUGCUCUACUCUUUUAUGUACACGCCUAUGAAACGCCUCAGUAUUGCGAAUACGUGGGUCGGCGCGCUGGUUGGUGCGUUGCCGCCCCUCAUGGGCUGGGCUUCAUGUACAGGGACGUUGAGCAAUCCAGCCGAUGCUUCAGCGUGGGUGCUUGCAGGGAUCUUGUUUGCUUGGCAAUUCCCGCAUUUUAAUGCACUCUCGUACGUGACUGGAAACGAGUAUGCUCGCGGUGGGUACCGGAUGAUGGCCGUAACGAAUCCGGCGCUGAACCGGCGCGUUGCACUACGCUACGCAAUCGCGCUCAUCCCACUUUGCUCUGUUGCUCUGCCUUUGACACAGACAGUACAGCCAAUGUUGUACGCGACACUAAGCCUGAUUCCCAACUUACUGUUCACCUACUACACGGCGCGAUUUUGGCGCAUCCCAAAUGAAAAGACGGCGCGUGCGUGCUUCUGGUUUAGUCUUGUGCAUUUGCCUGCAGUAAUGCUGCUUGCGAUGUCUUGUAAAUACGAGUUGUGGCAGGACUGGUUCACGGAACGGUAUAUAGCGUAG
Malassezia vespertilionis is the source of this 1095-nucleotide messenger RNA. Its product is annotated as heme o synthase. The transcript has 2 exons. Gene Ontology annotation, cellular component: mitochondrion; mitochondrial membrane. The record is from RefSeq and is a predicted model, not a curated record. Gene Ontology annotation, molecular function: protoheme IX farnesyltransferase activity. Bases 1 to 1095 code for a protein of 364 amino acids. Gene Ontology annotation, biological process: heme biosynthetic process. Lineage: Eukaryota; Fungi; Basidiomycota; Malasseziomycetes; Malasseziales; Malasseziaceae.